Molecule: messenger RNA, 5825 nt
Organism: Cynocephalus volans (Philippine flying lemur)
Lineage: Eukaryota; Metazoa; Chordata; Mammalia; Dermoptera; Cynocephalidae
Gene: FGD5
Product: FYVE, RhoGEF and PH domain containing 5
Exons: 21
Coding region: 86-4546 (1486 amino acids)
Cellular component (GO): cytoplasm
Molecular function (GO): guanyl-nucleotide exchange factor activity; metal ion binding
Source: RefSeq, a predicted model, not a curated record
GAGUGAGGGAGGCGGCGCGCGGACGGCGCUCGCACCGACGGACGGACGCACGCGCCGACGGCGGCCCGGCUCCGCGCGCUGGAAGAUGAACAGGGCAGAUUCACCGAAACCACCAGUUGCUCCCAAGCCAAAGACUGCCAGUCCACUCACACCAGUGACCACACCCAAACUCCCUCCCUCCCCCAGGCCAGAGAGUCUUCACAGUCCACACUGCACAUCCAGGGGGCCGAAACCUCCUAUCGCCCCUAAGCCCAGGCUGGCCGCCCCCAGCGAGUGGAGAGCCAGCGUGUCCGUGAACAGCUGGGGCAAAUGCAGCAACGGGAAGCUGCUCUGUGCAGCCCGGGGGCUCCAUGAAGGGCACCGCUUCCACCCAGAGUGCUCCGAGUCAGAGACAGACGAGGAUGACAUCGUGGCCCCCAGUGCUCCAGCGGGAGAGGACAAACCCAAGGACGGGGCCUAUGCGGAAAAUGAGGUCCUGGCGCCUCCGGAUGCUGGGGAAGGGGAACGUGGAGGUGGGAGCCAGGAGUGUGGCGCGGAGGGGGUGGGAGCUGGAGAGGACUCAGCUGCCCCAGGAGCCCCAGCUGAAGGGCUGCUGAGUGGAGAGGGUGAGGAAGGCGUAGACCACAGUCCUGAAAAUGGGGAGGAUGACUGUGACAAUGACCCAGGGACAGAGGAGCAGGUGUCCACAGGUGAGGAGGAGGAUCUGGUAAAGGAACACAACGUGUACAACCUGGAAGACAGAGGCCCUUGGGAUGGAGAGGAGGUCUUUGGGAGUGAUAUUAUCCUAGCUCAUGUCAACUCAGAGGAUCCAGUGGCCCCUGGCGAGGAGUCCGGGCCCCCUGAGACUCCCGGGGAGGUGGAAGAGGAUGGUGAGGAAGGCUGUGCCCAUGCAGGACCAGGGGGGCCAGACGAGGGUGAGGAUGGGCUCACUGAGGACACUGGGCAGGAUGCAGAAGAUGCCAGUGAGGAGUCCCCUGAGGAUGAGUCAGCCAUGGGUGUCCAGGAGGCAGGGACAGCCACAGAUGACCCUGAAGUCUCUGAGGAUGUUGCCUGUGAAGAUUCCACAGGUGGCGAGGACCAGCUUGACCAGGAUGAACUACCUGACCACGGUGAGAAAACCAAUCAAGAAGAAAUGGCAGGAGCCACCCAGGAGGCGGAAGAUGACCUGCCAGAGGGCAAGGACCCGGUGCAGGAUGAACCCCCCGAGGAGAGCUGCCAGAUCAUUCCUUUCGAGAAUGCCUGUAUCAACGAUUUCAUGACUUCACUCACCGAGAAUCCCUACGAGUUCUUCCCGACUGAGAGCACCUCCUUUUGUAGUGACAGCUACUCUCCUUUUUCUGGGUCUGAGCAGGAAGGGAAGUCAAGGGUCUGUGUACAGGAGCACCCCAUGGCUGGAAGUGUAGGUGGCCUGCGGGGUGGAGCCAGGGAGGGCCCCUCUGUCCCCGAUGUGGUGGUCAUGCCCGAGGAUGCAGACGCAGUGGAUGACUCGCUGACCAACCCCUAUGUGAUUGGCCCAGGCACUUGCAGUGCGAGGGAAGAUGCACCCUCCAACAGCAACGGUGGCCUGGUCCCCAUUGACAGGAAGGGCAUGGUCACGCGGGCCCGGCCCCACUCUGCAAAAGUGGCUGGCUAUGUCCCAGAAACUGUCCUGGAAGAAACUGGGCCAGAGGCCGGUCCACCAGCCGGUGUGGGAGGCACUGCCGAGCAGGCAGGAGAGACCAGGGCACCACUGGAGGGGGCGCCACCGGAGUCUGGCCGGGCCUUGCCCGCGAAGCCCAGGGCCUGCACCCUGUACCCACGGUCGUUCUCCGUGGAGGGCCGAGAUGUGCCGGCGUCCAUGUACCGGGAGCCAGAGGCAUGUGGGUUAGAUGACCGCAGGGUAAAAAGGAAGGAGGACAACCUUUCUCUGUCCUGUGUGAUUGGCUCUUCCGGGAGUUUCUCCCAGAGAAGCCACCUGCCGUCCAGCGGGACCUCCACCCCGUCGUCCAUGGUAGACAUCCCACCCCCUUUCGACCUGGCCUGCAUCACCAAAAAGCCCAUCACAAAGAGCUCUCCCUCGCUUCUGAUCGAGAGUGACGCCCCAGACAAGCAGGCCAAGAAGAAGAAGUCGUCCUUCAAGCGGCUCCUGGCACUGACCUUCAAGAAGAAGACAGAGAGCAAAGUGCACGUGGACGCAAGCAUGUCCUCCUCUAGGUCCUCUUCGGAGUCCAGCUACCACGGGCCCUCCCGGAUUCUGGAAAUUGACCGCAGAAGUCUCAGUAACUCCCCCCAGCUGAAGACUCGCACUGGGAAGCUCCGGGCCACAGACUCUCCUUCCUCCCUCAUCUUCUGCCGAGAUGGCAAGAGGAAGGGCAUCCCCUUCAGCAGGACGGUGUCCAGAGUGGAGUCCUUCGAAGACCGCUCGCGGCCGCCCUUUCUGCCCUUGCCGCUGACCAAGCCCCGGUCCAUUUCAUUUCCCAACGCCGACACGUCGGACUAUGAGAACAUCCCAGCCAUGAACUCGGACUAUGAGAACAUCCAGAUCCCGCCCCGGAGGCCUGCGAGGGCUGGCACGUUCACAAAACUGUUUGAAGAUCAGAGCAGAGCCUUGUCCGCAGCAAACGAAAAUGAUGGCUAUGUGGACAUGAGCAGCUUCAAUGCCUUCGAGAGCAAGCCACAGAACACAGACCAGGAUGCAGAAAGUGCCUACACGGAGCCCUACAAAGUCUGUCCCAUCUCGGUGGUGGCCCCCAAAGAGGACCUCACAUCGGAUGAAGAGCAGGGAAGCUCGGAGGAGGAGGACAGUGCUCCAAGAGACCCCAGCCUUACCCACAAGGUGGAAGGACAGUCCAGAGCCCUUGUCAUCGCACAGGAACUGCUGUCUUCGGAGAAAGCAUACGUGGAGAUGCUCCAGCACUUACAUCUGGAUUUCCAUGGAGCUGUCAUGAAGGCCUUGGAUGACAUGGACCAAGAAGGCAGAGACACAUUGGCCCGGGAGGAGCUGAGGCAGGGCCUGAGUGAGCUCACAGCCAUCCAUGACCUUCACCAAGGCCUCCUGGGGGAGCUGGAGGAGAGGCUGUCCAACUGGGAGGGCCAGCAGAAGGUGGCCGACGUCUUCCUGGCAUGGGAGCAGGGGUUUGACCACCAUGCUGCCCACAUCCUGCAGUUUGACAGGUACCUGGGUCUGCUUGGUGAGAACUGCCUGCACUCUCCCCGGCUGGCAGCGAUUGUCCGGGAAUUUGAGCAGAGUCUGCCAGGAGGCGGCCAGACCAUGAAGCACCAGCUGCUGAGGGUGGUGCGGCGCCUCUUCCAGUACCAAGUGCUCCUUACAGACUAUUUAAACAACCUCUGCCCAGACUCGGCUGAGUACGAUAGCACACAGGGUGUGCUGACGCUCAUCUCCAAAGUUACAGACCGUGCCAAUGACAGCAUGGAGCAAGGGGAAAACCUGCAGAAGCUGGUCCACAUUGAGCACAGUGUUCGGGGCCAAGGGGACCUCCAUCAGCCAGGAAGGGAGUUUCUGAAAGAAGGAACACUAAUGAAAGUGAUGGGGAAAAACAGACGGCCCCGGCACCUGUUUCUGAUGAGUGACGUGCUCCUGUACACAUAUCCCCAGAAGGACGGGAAGUACCGGCUGAAGAACACGUUGGCGGUGGCCAGCAUGAAGGUCAGCCGCCCUGUGAUGGAGAAAGUGCCCUACGCUCUGAAGAUCGAGACUUCCGAGUCCUGCCUGGUGCUCUCUGCAAGCUCCUGUGCGGAGAGGGACGAGUGGUACAGCUGUCUGAGCAGAGCCCUCCCCGAGGACUACAAGGCCCAGGCGCUGGCUGCAUUCCACCACAGCCUGGAGAUACGGGAGAGGCUGGGGGUUAGCCUGGGGGAGAGGCCCCCGACCCUGGUGCCUGUCACCCACGUAAUGAUGUGCAUGAACUGUGGCUGCGACUUCUCCCUCACCCUGAGGCGUCAUCACUGCCACGCCUGUGGCAAGAUCGUGUGCCGGAACUGCUCACGGAACAAGUACCCUCUGAAGUACCUCAAGGACCGGAUGGCCAAGGUCUGCGACGGCUGCUUCGGGGAGCUGAAGAAGAGGGGUGGGGCUGUCCCGGGCCUUAUGAGAGAGCGGCCUGUGAGCAUGAGCUUCCCCCUGUCCUCAUCCCGCUUCUCGGGCAGUGCCUUCUCAUCCGUCUUCCACAGCAUCAACCCCUCGACCUUCAAAAAACAGAAGAAAGUCCCUUCGGCCCUGACCGAGGUGGCUGCCUCUGGAGAGGGCUCUGCCAUCAGUGGCUACCUCAGCCGGUGUAAGAAGGGCAAGCGGCACUGGAAGAAGCUCUGGUUUGUCAUCAAAGGCAAAGUUCUCUACACCUACAUGGCCAGUGAGGACAAAGUGGCCGUGGAGAGUAUGCCUCUGCUAGGUUUCACCAUCGCCCCAGAAAAGGAAGAAGGCAGAAGCGAAGUAGGACAUAUUUUUCAUCUUUACCACAAGAAAACCCUAUUUUAUAGCUUCAAAGCAGAGGAUACCAGUUCAGCUCAGAGGUGGAUCGAGGCCAUGGAAGAUGCUAGUGUGUUAUAGCAGUUAUCAAGCAUAUGGACUCAGAAUAAACUCUUAGGUUGAUAUGUGAACCCUUCCAGAAGCUAAUCCAUGUCUCAACUCAUCCGGACACACAUCUGGAUUCAGCAUGGGGCUUGACCUUUUUUGCUGUAACAUCCCCUCCCUUCCCAAGUGGAACCCUUAAGGAAUAUUUAUGGACCUCUCCUUUUCUGUCUUCGUGUUUUCUACCCCUUACCCCUGGUCAUAAACUAUUUCCUUAUCCAGCAGUGAGUUAAAAUUUAGUAACAUGAAGAUGUGGAAACCAAUAGAAAAGUACAUGUUAGAAAUGCAGGCUUUUUAGUAGAAACAAGCUUUUACAGUUUUUAGUCAUGGUAAAUAUGAUCACCUUUCACAGGAUCGAUUUUGGCAUCCCAGGUGAAAUGAGAAACAACUAGUAAGUAACAGCUACUCUCAUUGAAAGCACUUUAUUGUUUUACUGAGCUGCAACCUCCAAUUUUGUGUUUUCCAAGUGAUUUACUUAAGUUAAUAACAGACGGAGUCCUGUGGACUAAUUUGCCACCGGUCCCCUAAUAAGGGUAUACAUACAAUUGCCUCAUGCAGACCUGGCUGUGGCUGGCCAUUGCAUGAGCACAUGACAUCACUGUGGAGAGUCCAUGCUCCACUGGAUAGGAGGAGAGGAUUUUCUCUUCCAGUUGAUCAUGCGACCUGUAUACUGACAUAACUUAUUAAAGGAGAGGCUCUCUCCUUCCCAUGGUAGUCCUCAACACUACACCAGUGCUGGAAAUGUAGCCGCUGGCAGAUCUGGGCCCCCAGAGGUCACUGCAGACCCUCUGAAGAGUCAGGGUCUGCUUUAAUUUAUUGUAUGCCUUCCUGUGUUUCCCCACUUGAAGCUGACGUCGUGUUGAUGGGAACCUAUUUUUAUUUUAGACAUAUAGUAGUAACCCUUAGGCUGUUUUGCCAAAGCCUUUUUAGUUUUGAAAGAGGUAAAAAAGAGAAGUCAAGAUAUGAUCAGAAUUUUUAGUAUUAGCAGAUGGCUCUGGACACAGGAAGGGAGCACAGAAGUAGUGGCUUCAAGAUAUUCUCUGGCCACCUGGGGCUAAAUCACCUCCUGCUGAUGACUUGCUCAUUAUGCUAGACGGUUUUUCACAUAAGGCAGAGGAGGUGUGAGGGGUGGGAUUCCUUGUUACUCUCAUUGCAAUAAAAAAACAUAUCAUUUUCUGAUAUAUCCUGUCCCCAUUUUUCUGAUGCCCUCUGUCACCUAAAAAGACAUUUGCUGACAAACCUUUUGUAAAAGCACCAU